Molecule: messenger RNA, 1485 nt
Organism: Boeremia exigua
Lineage: Eukaryota; Fungi; Ascomycota; Dothideomycetes; Pleosporales; Didymellaceae
Exons: 2
Coding region: 100-1005 (301 amino acids)
Source: RefSeq, a predicted model, not a curated record
CAUACGCGUAAGCAAUACGAGCGCAGUCCUGCUCCUGCACUUCCAACCUCCAUGAUCACAGCUCCGGACCUGCAACAUACUCCACAGCGCUCGUAAAUCAUGGCAGGUACAAUAUACAACGUUUUACAAGCCAUGGACAACCUUGCGAAUGCACCUGUAUCUUUGGCCGCUCGGAUACUCCAGCCCGCUCCUACGAGUCGACCUUCGCAAAGUACUGCUGAUCUGACACCACCGAAGGUCGUGAAACGUAAGAGGAGGCUAACUCUACCGCUUGAUCCACCUACAGCUGAGGUGUCAGGGAAGGCGAGGUGGUUUAGUAGGGCCGGCCAGCAGCACACGUUUGAUCAGCGGCAAAGCCCCUUGAUGAGGCUUCCUGCUGAGCUGCGGGCAGAGAUCUGGGGAUAUGUCAUUCUCGGAGAUACUGAUGCGGAGAUAGCGGUGCGAUGGCGGAGUACGGGUAGCGGUAGAGGAAGAGCGAUUGCCUUCAAAGUGUUAGCCGAUGGAUCUCAGGGUGAGAGGAAUAUGGGCGUCCUUGGUAUGCUGCGCUCUUGCCGCAUGAUUUAUUCGGAGACAAUCGCUCUCCUCUACAGCCUGCCCAUAUUCUCCUUCCACAACGAGAAGGUGGAGACGUUUCUAGCCUUCAUCUGCGCCAUUUUGCAGCAUCGAAGGGACCAAAUUCGAUACCUUAAUCUUUCCUGGACUAUGUAUACCGCUUUACCCUCUUCGCUUCAGCUACCACCCGUGUUCAAGCUCAACGGGAUGUGGUCGUACAAGCGGAUCAGCAAUAUCAAAGCCCUGUCGGAAUUACCCGAUGCGACGAGUGCUUCGACAGAAAACGGAUACGUCUACUCUCACUGGGUUAUAGACGAAGCACUCAAAAGUUUGAAGGGGCUUGAGAAAGGAGGCGUGAAAAAUGGAGCUGCAUCAACAGGCUGCUUUGCGCAAAAUUCAUCCGACCAUCGGGGAGCCCAAGAUGCACAGACUUCAUCUAACCUAUCGACUUAACUCUCUGAUAUCGAUAGUUUCUACUGUCGACAUUUACUUCAAGUCCAAGAACACCUUCCUCAUCUUGUUGUAAUCAGGCGUUCCGUGACCUGUCACAGGAUCCCAGCCGGGACUAGCUGGGAAGCCCUCAGUGCCACAACCUGGGUUUCCACCAACCGUCACGUCGUUGAACAUCUCAGGGUGCUUGUAGAUGAUGGGGUUCAAGAAACCAAUCGGCCCUUUGCCCUUCUCGAGUCUCUCCUCAUUCAGCAAGUUGAUGAUGCUAGCGAAGAUAGGAGCGGAUGCAGAUGUGCCACCAAUUCCAUAGGUCUUGUUGAGCCACACGGUCGCAAGCUUAAGACCCAGAGCCGAGACAUCAGGGUACGCACGACCAGAGGAGUUGAACACGGCCUCGCCGUAUUUGGGUGCGUACUUGCUGAGGUACUUCUCGACUGCCUUCGACUGCCAAGCCGGACGUGGGAAGACGCUGGAGAAACCGCC